Messenger RNA from Pelobates fuscus (common spadefoot toad), 3734 nucleotides. It is a transcript of the gene SV2A, whose product is annotated as synaptic vesicle glycoprotein 2A. The record is from RefSeq and is a predicted model, not a curated record. Gene Ontology annotation, cellular component: neuron projection; synaptic vesicle membrane. The transcript is spliced from 13 exons. Gene Ontology annotation, biological process: chemical synaptic transmission; transmembrane transport. Bases 441 to 2630 code for a protein of 729 amino acids. NCBI's taxonomy places the organism in Eukaryota, Metazoa, Chordata, Amphibia, Anura, Pelobatidae. Gene Ontology annotation, molecular function: transmembrane transporter activity.
UAAGGGGCAGGAAGAGGCUGUCAGCUCACACUGGUACCCAGAGCCUCAGCAUCCUGCAUCCCUAUCUGAGCAUCCUCACCCAGGCAGCCCCAGGCCAGCCAGGAGGGAGCUUCCAGCCAGCAAGGAUAGCAGGAAUCGAGAGCUAUGUGGAAUUCUGAAUAAGGGGAGAAACGUUUGAUUCUUGGGAUAAAGAACAUUAUUCUCCCUGGAAUUAUCUAAAGACUCAGUAUUUUCAUUUAAAUCGUUGGUGGGAUGUCAUCUAUGGUCUCCGAGCUUGCACAUUGGCAGAAGUAUCAGAGGAGAGCUGUCCACACACAGCAGUCCUGAAACGUUCCAUAUCCAGACAAUAAUCACUGCAUAGAAAAGCUAAACUCAUUUGUUUCCCACCUUCUAACUCAAAAUACAUACAUUGUUAACAUAGAACCCUUACAAGGCCAGCCAUGGAUGAAACAUUCAAAGACCGGACUGCCUUUAUACGUGGCGCUAAAGACAUUGCUAAAGAAGUUAAGAAGCAUGCAGCCAAGAAGGUUGGUAGGAGUGUAGAUAAGGUGCAGGAUGAGUACACAAAACGAUCCUACACACGGUUUGAAGAGGAUGAUGACGAUGAUGAUUAUCCGCCUCAGGAUGGAUACUACAAAGGUGAUCAUCUUGAUGAGGAAGGGGCAUCCAGUGAUGCUACGGAAGGCCAUGAUGAGGAUGAUGAAAUCUACGAAGGAGAAUAUCAAGGAAUUCCUCGAGCAGACUCCAUGAAAGGUGACCACCUAACAAAUGACCAGCAGCUUGUAACGGAGUUUAAAGACUUUGAAGAUUUAGAAGGGCAACGACGAAAAGACAAAGAGGAACUGGCUCAACAAUACGAGCUGAUUCUUCAAGAGUGUGGACAUGGUCGGUUUCAGUGGACACUCUACUUUGUUCUUGGACUUGCCAUGAUGGCUGAUGGGGUGGAGAUAUUUGUGGUGGGCUUCGUAUUACCCAGUGCAGAGAAGGACAUGUGCUUGUCAGAUUCCAACAAAGGCAUGCUCGGUCUCAUUGUGUACUUGGGAAUGAUGGUGGGUGCGUUCCUCUGGGGUGGACUAGCCGAUCGGAUUGGACGCAAACAAUGUCUCCUAAUCGCCCUCUCUGUCAACAGUGUUUUUGCUUUCUUCUCCUCCUUCGUACAGGGAUACGGAACCUUCCUAUUCUGCAGGCUUCUUUCGGGAGUCGGCAUUGGGGGUUCCAUUCCUAUUGUAUUCUCUUAUUUCUCUGAGUUCCUGGCCCAAGAAAAGAGGGGAGAACACUUGAGUUGGCUCUGCAUGUUCUGGAUGAUUGGGGGCAUCUAUGCUUCAGCCAUGGCAUGGGCAAUCAUUCCACAUUAUGGAUGGAGUUUCCAGAUGGGAUCUGCUUACCAGUUCCAUAGCUGGCGAGUAUUUGUACUUGUGUGUGCGUUUCCUUCGGUGUUUGCGCUUGCAGCUCUUACCACUAUGCCUGAAAGCCCUCGUUUCUACUUGGAGAAUGGAAAACAUGACGAAGCUUGGAUGGUGCUGAAACAGGUCCACGAUACCAACAUGAGGGCCAAAGGUCACCCGGAGAGAGUGUUUUCUGUGACGCAGAUAAAGACCAUAAAACAGGAGGAUGAACUAAUUGAGAUCCAGUCCGAUACGGGUACCUGGUACCGCCGAUGGAUGAUUCGAAUCCUCAACUUAUCCCAACAGGUCUGGGCCAAUUUCCAUGACUGCUUCGCCCCUGAAUAUCGCCGGAUCACCCUGAUGAUGAUGGCUGUGUGGUUUACCAUGUCUUUCAGUUACUACGGACUGACUGUCUGGUUCCCAGACAUGAUUAAACAUCUCCAGAACAUCGAAUAUGCUUCGCGCACCAAAUACUUCAACAGCGAGAAAAUGGUGAAUUUCAACUUCAACUUCACCCUGGAGAACCAGGUGCACAGAAAUGGAGAGUACCGCAAUGACAAAUUCAUCCGUCUGAAGAUGAAGUCUGUCACGUUUGAAGAUUCAAUCUUUACAGAUUGUUACUUUGAAGAUAUCACCUCCAGCAACACUUUCUUUAGGAAUUGCACCUUUAUCUCAACUUUGUUCUAUAACACAGACUUGUUUGAUUACAAGUUUAUCAACAGUAAGAUCAUCAAUAGCACGUUUCUGCACAGCAAAGAAGGCUGCCAACUUGACUUCAGCGAUGACAUCAACAACGCCUACAUGAUCUACUUCGUCAGCUUCCUGGGUACCCUGGCUGUGCUGCCUGGUAACAUUGUGUCGGCUUUGCUCAUGGACAAAAUCGGACGCCUUCGUAUGCUGGCUGGCUCCAGUGUCAUGUCCUGUAUCAGCUGCUUCUUCUUAUUCUUUGGGAACAGUGAGUCGGCCAUGAUCGCCUUGCUUUGCCUCUUCGGAGGGGUCAGCAUUGCUUCCUGGAAUGCACUAGAUGUCCUGACAGUAGAACUUUAUCCUUCAGACAAAAGAACGACAGCUUUUGGGUUUCUAAACGCCCUCUGCAAACUAGCAGCUGUGCUGGGUAUAAGCAUCUUCACAUCUUUUGUUGGGGUGGCAAAAGCAGUACCCAUCUUGUUGGCUUCUGCAGCUCUGGCGGUGGGCAGUUUUUUAGCCCUCAAACUGCCCGAAACACGAGGCCAGGUGCUUCAGUGAAAUUAGCCCUUGUAAUAAGAAUUUUAGAUUUGUAGACACUGUGAAAUGUCUUAUAUUUUUGUUUGUUUGUUUUUUUUGUUUUGGUUUUUGGGGUCCUUCUCACAUCCUGUAUCCUAAUAUGUGGGUAAAAUAAUGUACGCAAGUCUCAAUGACCAUGUAAUUAAGAAAGUGGAAGAUGAAAAUUGUUUGCACUAAUCUUAGAUCGAAGGCUCCUCUGAAGAUUAGUUUAUGUUUUAAAGGGAGCUAGGCUGUAAGACGAGCUAAAACCAGGUUGAGAGUAGAUAACGAAUACUUGGCUUUCAAGUUCUUCAGCGUUCUUACAUAUCAAUCAGAAUCUGUAAAUUUAGGAUUUUUCCAUAUCACUGAUAUGUAAAUGAAAAAAUUGGACAGUGUGGACAGUAAACUGGUAUAUUUAAUCCUCGACGACCAAAGGCCACGAUGUGGCCAUGACAUUAUGCAUAUCACAUCCUAAAAAACGUGGCUUUAUAGCCUGCCUUGACGCUCUCUAUGAGGAAAAGCUACAGAAGUCCUAUGAAGGCUUCAUGGUGUGAUACGAAAACCUCAAAGAACAGGACAGAGGUCCACUUUCCUCUGAUUCUUCUUCUCUGUCCAAGACUGGACUAUGAUCAAAGACGUCAUGAGUUGCACCUACUCUCAAAUAGGUCUCCUUCAAAAACCUAAUGUUUAACCUGCCUUUCAGAUUGAAAUGGUGAAGUAUUGGGUUUUCAGAUCCACAAAUACAAUUUUCUGUGGGUCACAUUUAAAAACUAGGUGGCAUAAUUGUAUUGUGGAUUUCAACUGGAUAGGAUAAUUUUGGGUUUUUCUUGUAACCAUACUCAUCAAUUAACAAGGUGAGCAACUGUUGUCUAUUGGGCCUCAUCACACACACUCUUGGCCCCCUGUGACAAACAAAUAUCUUAUAUCUAUGAUGUCUACAAGGCAUUACUACCCUGCUUAGUGGCACAGUGGACCUGGGGCUCAGUCAAACCAUAUUAUAUUGAAAGGCACAAGAAUUCCAGCAGAUUUCCUUUGGAAACAUAUGACAUACCAUUGAAGAGAAGCACAUUUUUAUAUAGUUUUAUUGGGGGUGGGGUGGGGUGGGGU